This is a messenger RNA of Centruroides sculpturatus (bark scorpion), 2237 nucleotides long. RefSeq names its product sodium- and chloride-dependent glycine transporter 2-like. Gene Ontology annotation, cellular component: membrane. Lineage: Eukaryota; Metazoa; Arthropoda; Arachnida; Scorpiones; Buthidae. The record is from RefSeq and is a predicted model, not a curated record. The transcript has 14 exons. Gene Ontology annotation, biological process: sodium ion transmembrane transport. The coding region runs from base 241 to 1995 and encodes 584 amino acids.
AAAAUUGCACCGGUCAGACGAGUAGUUAACUACCUGGUUGUGACGUCACGACACAGGUAGAAUAAGGAGGGAGUGUGACGCACGUGAAAACUCCGAGAAUCCGCCAUUCAUCCUCUCUGCGUUAACCCUUUACCUCCGAGCGCAUGCCCAGUGACAAAAUAGCUACAGGUGAUUGCACUUGACAGAAAAGUGACCGAAGAAUCGAAUCGAGCAUCUUUCAUCCUAACGUAAAGGACAAGAAUGGAGAAAGAAAAGAAUUGUUCAGUAGAGGAAGAAAAUUGCGAAGAAGAAAUACCCAAUCGAGGACAUUGGGGAGGAAGAUUCGAUUUUAUUUUAGCUUGUUUAGGAACUGCAGUGGGUUUAGGAAAUGUCUGGCGAUUUCCUUAUUUAACGUAUAAAAACGGAGGCGGUGCUUUCGUCGUGCCUUACAUCAUCAUGGUCUUUGUCAUAGGUUUACCCGUCUUUUUGGUCGAACUGACCCUCGGUCAAUAUAGUGCAUUUGGACCACUUAAACUUUUUCAAAAUAUUUCGCCGUUAUUUAAAGGUAUCGGAUAUGCUAUGAUUAUAGCAGCAGCAUUGGUCGCCAUUUACUAUAAUAUGAUUAUAGCUUAUACAAUAAAUUAUCUGUUUGAUUCAUUCCGAAGCGAUAUGCAAUGGCAAUAUUGUCAUCACGACUUCAACACUGAAAAUUGUUUUAACGAUUUGGAUUAUAAGUCCUGCAAAAGUAAUGACAAUUCCAGUGUCUUCUUCAAUCGAACCUGUUUCAAUGGAACGUAUGCUGCUUUAAUGAAUAUCACCGAGGCAAACGAAACUUUAAGAGUGGCUCCUGCUCAAGAAUAUCUUAAUAACUAUAUUUUGGAUCGAUCAGAAGGAAUUGAAAAUAUGGGAUACAUUAAAUGGCAAUUGCUGGUCAGCUUGCUUGUUGCUUGGAUUAUUGUUGUAAUUUGUCUCAUUAAGGGAAUUAAAACAUCAGGAAAAGUUGUAUACUUCACUGCAACAUUCCCGUAUGUUAUAUUGAUCAUCUUAUUCAUAAGAGGCAUUACAUUAGAAGGAGCAGUUGACGGAAUUAUCUUUUUCAUAAAGCCUGAUUUUCAAAAACUAGGUGAUAUUCAGUUNGCCGCUAUUCAAGUUUUCUAUUCAUUUAGUAUAGCUGGAGGCGGAAUGAUAACUUACGCCAGUUACAACAAAUUUAAUAAUAAUUUAAUUAAAGACGUACUUAUUAUAGGUUUCGGUGAUAUGUUGACGAGUCUGUUUAGUGGUUUUGUAGUAUUUUCCAUGAUUGGUUUUAUGGCAAAACAAUUAGGAAAAAAUGUGGAUUCAGUUGUCCAAUCGGGAACGGGAUUGGCUUUUAUUGUUUAUCCGGAUGGAAUAACAAGAAUGCCUGUUUCCACAUUAUGGGCAAUUCUGUUUUUCUUUAUGCUGUUUCUUUUAGGAAUUGAUAGUCAGUUUGCUAUGGUUGAAACAAUUAUUACUUUUAUGUUUGAUCAAUUUCCAAAAACAAGAACCAGAAAGCCUUUAGUUGUUAUUGGAAUUGGAAUAGUACUUUUCUUAUUAGGACUACCUCUUACUACUCAAGGGGGCAAUUACUUACUAGAAAUAAUGGAUAAUUAUGCUGCUGGUUGGCCGUAUCUACUAAUUGGAUUGAUGGAAUGUCUUGUAGUAUCUUAUGUUUAUGGUGUUGGUAGAUUUAUGAAUGAUUUGAAAGAAAUGACCGGUUGGAAUCCAAACGAAUGGAUCAGAAGUCAUCUUAUUGUCGUUCUAAUGACAUUUGCACCUAUCGUCAUUGCAUUAUUAUUACUGCUGAGCUGGAUAAAUCAGAAACCAUUAACAUUGGAAGAUUACAAAUUUCCUAUGUGGGGUAAUGGUAUUGGCUGGGCAAUGGCAAUAGUACCAAUCAGCUGUAUACCUCUGGGGAUUAUCCAUGAAUUAGUCAAAAGAGCAAGAAGAGGAAGUUUUAUAUCGGUAAAUUUUUCUUUUUAUUUAUUAUUUCUUUAGAAUUAUUUAUCUUAACGACAAAUAUAGUACAAGAUGGGCAAAAAGUCCGUAAAAACUUUAAACAUUCAUAAAAAAAUGAAAGAUUUAUCAGAAUGAAAUGCGGUUUACGUGGUGUCAUCAGCACGGAGAAGGAAAAGAUUAAUUCCAAAAAUCAACGAUAAGUGGCGUUGACAUACAAAAGAAAUGAAAACAAGAAUGAAAGUGACUUUCAAUGGGUUCAUUAGACAAGUGUUCGACAUGGA